Acanthisitta chloris (rifleman) is the source of this 1507-nucleotide messenger RNA. Its product is annotated as kinesin-like protein KIF21B. The record is from RefSeq and is a predicted model, not a curated record. The annotation marks the transcript as partial. Gene Ontology annotation, molecular function: ATP binding; microtubule motor activity; microtubule binding. Lineage: Eukaryota; Metazoa; Chordata; Aves; Passeriformes; Acanthisittidae. Gene Ontology annotation, biological process: mitotic spindle organization; microtubule-based movement. The transcript has 10 exons.
GAUCCGUCCCCAGCUGCCCAAAGAGAAGAUAGAGGGAUGUCACAUCUGUACCUCAGUGACACCCGGCGAGCCCCAGGUGCUGCUGGGGAAGGACAAGGCCUUCACCUAUGACUUUGUCUUUGACCUGGACACGUGGCAGGAGCGGAUCUACACCACGUGUGUGGGGAAGCUGAUUGAGGGCUGCUUCGAGGGCUAUAAUGCCACCGUGCUGGCAUACGGGCAGACCGGCGCAGGGAAGACGUACACAAUGGGCACUGGCUUCGACAUGAGCAUCUCCGAGGAGGAGCAGGGCAUCAUCCCACGGGCCAUUGGCCACCUCUUCAGCGGCAUCGAGGAGCGCAAGCGCACGGCCGAGAGCCGAGGGGUGGCGGCACCUGAGUUCAAAGUCAGCGCCCAGUUCCUGGAGCUCUACAAUGAGGAGAUCCUGGACCUGUUUGACAGCACCCGUGACCCUGAUGCACGCCACCGCAAAUCCAACAUCAAAAUCCACGAGGAUGCCAGCGGGAGCAUCUACACCACGGGGGUCACGUCGCGCCUCAUCAGCUCGCAGGAUGAGCUGAUCCAGUGCCUAAAACAGGGAGCUCUUUCCCGCACCACCGCCAGCACCCAGAUGAACGUGCAGAGCUCCCGGUCCCAUGCCAUCUUCACCAUUCACCUGUGCCAGAUGAGAGUGUGUACCCGCCCAGAGCUGGUGAACGGAGAGGUGACUGGCCUCCUGGAUGGAUCCCAGCCCACCACUGAGUAUGAGACCCUCACAGCCAAGUUUCACUUCGUGGACCUGGCUGGCUCAGAGAGGCUGAAGCGGACAGGUGCAACCGGCGAGAGGGCGAAGGAGGGGAUCUCCAUCAACUGCGGGCUGCUGGCCUUGGGGAACGUCAUUAGUGCCCUCGGAGACCAGAGCAAGAAAGUCGUGCAUGUGCCCUACCGUGACUCCAAGCUCACCCGCCUGCUGCAGGAUUCCCUCGGGGGCAACAGCCAAACCAUCAUGAUUGCCUGUGUGAGCCCAUCUGACCGGGAUUUCAUGGAGACCCUGAACACGCUCAAGUAUGCCAACCGGGCUCGCAACAUCAAGAACAAGGUGGUAGUGAACCAGGACAAGACAAGCCAGCAGCUCAGUGCCCUGCGGGCCGAGAUCGCCCGGCUGCAGAUGGAGCUGAUGGAGUACAAGGCGGGCAAGCGAGUCAUGGGGGAGGAUGGUGCCGAGGGCUACAGUGACCUGUUCCGCGAGAAUGCCAUGCUGCAGAAGGAAAACAGUGCCCUGCGCAUGCGGGUGAAGGCCAUGCAGGAGGCCAUUGACGCCAUCAACAGCAGGGUCACCUACCUCAUGAGCCAGGAGGCCAACCUGAUGCUGGCCAAGGCAGGUGAUGGUAACGAAGCCAUUGGCGCCCUUAUUCAGAACUACAUCCGGGAGAUUGAAGAGCUGAGCCCAGAGAAGGAGGCGUUUAAGAAGCGGCAGAAACUGCAGCAGGACAACGGGGAGGAGACAGAUGAGAACGAGGUGGAAGAG